Aspergillus welwitschiae is the source of this 395-nucleotide messenger RNA. RefSeq lists its product as uncharacterized. Bases 7 to 345 code for a protein of 112 amino acids. The transcript has a single exon. The record is from RefSeq and is a predicted model, not a curated record. NCBI's taxonomy places the organism in Eukaryota, Fungi, Ascomycota, Eurotiomycetes, Eurotiales, Aspergillaceae.
CUCCCGAUGAACAUCCCCCCAAUCAACGCCCUAGAGAGGUACUUUUGUUUAUUCUAUUUGUCUUUAAUGUUUUCUUUAUUAUUGACAGGCAAUCAACCAAAGCUGAAGCUUCCGGGGUGCGAUUUGACUCUCAACCAAAGAAACGGCGGCGCUGUCACCUUACCAAGUUUCCCCCCUUUUUUGGGGGGGCAAUCUAGACUGGCAGCCAAUUCCUCACUAAGAAUGGCUUCCUGGUCGAUCUGCCGGACUAAACAGAUAGAUACUUGCUGGUCGGGAUCGAGAUGGAGACGAUGGGCCGCCAUAGGGUCAAUCCAUUUAUCUACCACAAGUAGAAUGUUAGAAUAGGUAUAGCUUCCCCAAGUCAAGCACAUCACCAGUACAAAACUUCAUUCAUG